Messenger RNA from Tarenaya hassleriana, 3363 nucleotides. RefSeq names its product L-arabinokinase. Gene Ontology annotation, molecular function: ATP binding. The record is from RefSeq and is a predicted model, not a curated record. The transcript has 30 exons. NCBI's taxonomy places the organism in Eukaryota, Viridiplantae, Streptophyta, Magnoliopsida, Brassicales, Cleomaceae. The coding region runs from base 83 to 3085 and encodes 1000 amino acids.
UAAGAUAAACCCCCACGUAAUUGGAGAAUUAGGUCGUCUUCUCCUCCACGGCAACCAUUUCCCGUAGCGAUCGCCGGAGAUAAUGAGGAUCGAAGGGAACGACGGCGUACUUGCCUCCAGCAGGCACCUCGUCUUCGCUUACUACGUCACCGGGCAUGGCUUCGGCCACGCCACUCGCGUCGUCGAGGUUGUCCGUCACCUGAUCGCGGUGGGGCACGAUGUUCAUGUCGUCACCGGUGCGCCUGAUUUCGUCUUCACUUCAGAAAUUCAGUCGCCGAGGCUCUUUAUUCGCAAGGUUCUUUUGGACUGUGGGGCUGUUCAGGCAGAUGCAUUGACGGUCGAUCGUCUUGCCUCUUUAGAGAAGUAUGUGGAGACAGCUGUGGUUCCUCGAGCUUCAAUAUUGAAAACAGAAGUGGAAUGGCUUCAUUCCAUCAAAGCCGACUUAGUGGUGUCUGAUGUUGUGCCUGUCGCAUGCCGUGCAGCAGCGGAUGCUGGGAUACGUUCUGUUUGUGUCACAAAUUUCAGCUGGGACUUUAUCUAUGCUGAGUAUGUUAUGGCGGCUGGAUAUCACCAUCGUUCCAUAGUCUGGCAGAUUGCUGAGGAUUAUUCUCACUGCGAGUUCCUAAUCCGCCUCCCAGGAUACUGCCCAAUGCCUGCUUUUCGUGAUGUCAUUGACGUACCAUUAGUCGUGAGGAGAUUACAUAAAUCUCGAAAGGAGGUGAGGAAGGAACUUGGAAUUGAUGAAGAUGUGAAGGUUGUGAUACUCAAUUUUGGUGGACAGCCCUCAGGCUGGAAGUUGAAGGAAGAAUACCUACCUCCUGGCUGGCUGUGUCUGGUUUGUGGCGCUUCUGAGAGCCAAGAGCUUCCACCAAAUUUUAUGAAGCUUGCUAAGGAUGCCUAUACACCUGAUCUUAUAGCUGCAUCCGACUGUAUGCUGGGGAAAAUUGGUUAUGGCACAGUCAGCGAAGCCUUAUCAUACAAGUUACCUUUUGUCUUUGUGCGGAGAGAUUAUUUCAAUGAAGAACCUUUCCUGAGAAAUAUGCUUGAGGUUCAAUCAGUCGUUCAUUCCAUAUCGACUUUGUUUUCCUUAAUUACCUCAUGUCUUUCAGGGAGAGACCUGUUAAUGGGCCAUUGGGAACCAUAUCUUGAGCGUGCAAUUAGCUUGAAACCAUGCUACGAGGGUGGCACCAAUGGUGGUGAGGUGGCAGCUCACAUCUUACAGGAGACAGCCAUUGGAAGGCAUUGUGCAUCAGACAAGCUUAGUGGAGCAAGAAGACUACGUGAUGCCAUAGUUCUGGGGUAUCAGCUACAGAGGGUCCCUGGGAGGGACAUCGCUAUCCCUGAGUGGUAUGCAAGGGCAGAAAAUGAACUAGGUCAGGCUGCUGGAUCGCCAACUGCGCGAGCAAGUGAAAACAACUCGACAAUGGAACCGUGCAUCGAGGACUUUGAUAUCCUGCAUGGUGACAUUCAAGGCCUUCCAGACACAUGGAGUUUUCUGAAGAGCUUAGCAGAGCUCGAUGCUAUUCACCACUCCACAAAGAGUACAGAAAAGCGAACAAUGCGUGAGCAAAAGGCUGCUGCCGGACUCUUCAAUUGGGAGGAAGAAAUUUUUGUUGCCAGAGCACCGGGAAGGUUAGAUGUGAUGGGUGGGAUUGCUGACUAUUCAGGAAGCCUUGUUUUGCAGAUGCCAAUAAGAGAAGCUUGCCAUGUAGCUGUUCAGAGAAACCACCCUAGCAAACAUAGGCUGUGGAAACAUACACAGGCACGGCAGCAUGCUAAAGAACAGGGGUCAACACCUGUUCUGCAAAUAGUAUCAUAUGGAUCAGAGCUAAGCAAUCGUGCACCUACUUUUGACAUGAACUUGUCUGAUUUCAUGGUUGGGGAUAAACCAAUUUCAUAUGAAAAUGCUAGGAAAUACUUUGCUCAGGAUCCAGCCCAGAAGUGGGCAGCCUAUAUUGCUGGGACCAUUUUGGUAUUGAUGACUGAACUGGGUGUGCAUUUCAAGGAUAGCAUCAGCAUUUUGGUUUCUUCUGCGGUACCUGAAGGUAAAGGUGUAUCCUCUUCUGCUGCUGUGGAGGUCGCGAGCAUGUCUGCAAUAGCUGCAGCCCAUGGACUGACUAUCAGCCCCAGAGACCUUGCUCUGCUAUGCCAAAAGGUGGAGAAUCACAUUGUUGGGGCUCCAUGUGGUGUUAUGGAUCAGAUGACUUCGGCUUGUGGAGAGGCCAACAAAUUGUUGGCCAUGAUCUGCCAGCCUGCGGAGGUCGUUGGGCUUGUUGAAAUUCCCAACCACAUCAGGUUUUGGGGUAUUGAUUCUGGAAUUCGGCACAGUGUUGGAGGUGCGGAUUAUAGGUCCGUUAGAGUCGGUGCCUUUAUGGGCCGGAAGAUGAUAAAAUCCAUAGCAUCCACCAUGUUGUCUCAAUCGGCGGCAAGUGCUAAUGGAGUGAGCCCAGAUGAAUUAGAGGACGAGGGCGUUGAAUUACUCGAGGCUGAAUCUUCAUUAGAUUACUUGUGCAAUCUGUCGCCCCACAGAUAUGAAGCCAUUUAUGCAGAUAUGCUUCCUGAUUCAAUGCUGGGCGAGACAUUCAUUGAAAAAUACUCUAAUCAUGAUGAUCCGGUCACUUUGAUAGAUCAAAAGCGUUCUUACAGCGUUAGAGCGCCCGCUAGACAUCCUAUAUAUGAAAACUUCCGGGUCAAGGCUUUCAAAGCGCUUCUGACUUCUGCAACCUCAGAAGAGCAACUUACAGCACUUGGGGAAUUACUUUAUCAGUGUCAUUAUAGCUACAGCGCAUGUGGACUCGGGUCAGAUGGCACGAAUAGGCUUGUCCAGUUGGUGCAAGGAAUGCAACAUAACAAGUCCAAGUCUGAAGAUGGAAACCUUUAUGGAGCCAAAAUCACAGGUGGCGGUUCUGGUGGAACAGUCUGUGUCAUCGGUCGGAACACAUUGUGCAGCAGCCGACAAAUUCUCGAGAUUCAGCAGAGGUACAAAGCAGCGACUGGCUAUUUGGCUCUCAUUUUCGAGGGUUCAUCACCUGGUGCCGGCAAGUUUGGUCACUUGCGUAUCCGACGUCGUUUCUCCUCCCCCUGAUCCCUCUCCCUCCCUCUCCAGAUUCCCACGUUCAGAGUAGAAUAAAAAUCCGUCCACCUCUGUCGUGAAACAGACAUCUUCUGAAAGGUUCAUUUGUGAGUCUGUGACAUCUAUUCAACCAAUCAUAAUAUAUAUAUAUAUAUAUAUGGAUGUUUAUAUGAUAGAUAUGUAUAUGUAUGUAGACACGUGUAACAUAAUGAUGAUGUCUUGACUCUUGAGAAAGAUGUAUUAGAGGGUAUUAUUACUCCUGAGGAAUGUCUUCAAUACUUAUACACAUA